Molecule: messenger RNA, 633 nt
Organism: Eutrema salsugineum
Lineage: Eukaryota; Viridiplantae; Streptophyta; Magnoliopsida; Brassicales; Brassicaceae
Exons: 2
Coding region: 1-633 (210 amino acids)
Source: RefSeq, a predicted model, not a curated record
AUGACAGUAGUUAGGAAUGAGAAAGAUGAGCUAAUCCCCACCAGGACUGUGACAGGGCAUAGGAUGUGUAUUGACUAUAGGAAGCUUAGUGCUACCUUUAGGAAGGACCAUUUUCCUUUGUCCUUCGUAGAUAAAAUGUUAGAGAGGCUGGUAAAGCAAAGGUGUGAGGAGUCCAACUUAGUGAUGAAUUGGGAAAAAUGCCACUUCAUGGUGAAGGAGGGCAUUGUGCUGGGACACAAGAUCUCAGAGGCUGGCAUUGAAGUGGACAAGGCAAAAGUUGAGGUUAUGGUGAAUCUGCAAGCACCAAGUUCAUUCAAAGAGCUGAGAAGCUUUCUAGGCCAUGCAGGGUUCUAUAGGAGGUUCAUCAGGAACUUUUCAAAGAUUGUAAGGCCGCUGACAAGACUUCUAUGCAAGGAGGUUGAGUUUUUGUUUGAUAAGGAAUGUGAAUAUGCCUUCACCACGAUCAAGAAAGCUUUUAUCUCAGCCUUCAUUGUUCAAGCACCAGACUGGAGUUUGCCAUUUGAAAUCAUGACAGAUGCCAGUGAUUUUGCUGUUGGUGCUGUCUUGGAUCAGAAGAAGGAUAAGAAGCUUCAUGUCAUGUACUAUGCCAGUAGGACAUUGGACAAAGCUUAA